Solea solea (common sole) is the source of this 2912-nucleotide messenger RNA. RefSeq names its product cortexin-1-like. The coding region runs from base 1307 to 1687 and encodes 126 amino acids. The transcript has 2 exons. NCBI's taxonomy places the organism in Eukaryota, Metazoa, Chordata, Actinopteri, Pleuronectiformes, Soleidae. The record is from RefSeq and is a predicted model, not a curated record.
CAGCAGCAGCAGCAGCAGCAGCAUCAUCGUCUGCAUCAGCAUCAGCAGCAGCGGAGGAGGAGGAGGAGGAGGAGCAGCAGGAGGACACGCAGAGAAGGAGAUCCGAGCGCAUCCCAAAGUUUGAGGCUGCAGCUUGUCCGGGAACAGAAGACACAGUUGGAGCAGAUUAUGGAGAAUCAGGUGGUGAUUUAGAAGAAGCCCCAGAGAUUCUGCGGCUAAACCAGCAAUAUCUGACCAUAAGAAGUCACAUCGUUAACAUCCUUCUGUCAUGUCGAGACAGCUGGAGGAGCUGCGUGGACAGAUUCUGCCUUCACUGGACUAAAGGUUGAACCGGAUGGAGCCACUUUUCUUUUGACUGACACCAAACACAGAAAACCUUUAGCUUCCCAUUCAUUUCCUACCUCUUGCUGCUGGAAGGGAGAGAGGUUGUUUUUUGAGGAGAUCAUCCCAAAGGGAAACAGUGAAAGUAACUCAUAACAACACCUGACAGCUCUCUGACCCACUUAUCACGCUUCAGCUAUCGGCACUGAAGGAGAAGAACUUUGGGUAUUUAGCAGGAAACUUCAGCGAUGAGGUGAUGCGCUGUUUAAUAUUCAGGGCCAUUGAUCGGCUGACCUCGUGUUAUAAUUAGCCACACACUUACACUUAUACAUGUGCGCUCACAGAUAAACACCUGCCAGCCUCUGCAGAUGCUUUAAAUAGCCUUGUGGGGUUUUUAUAACACUUGUGUCUGGCUCGUGGUUCACUGACAUAACACCCAGUCACACGGAUCAACUGCAAUACACAUGGUGUUAGAUGCCCACGUGUGUACACCAUUAGCUCCCGCAUGGAACACUGACCUUGACUGUGAUCAGAAGUGUUUGUGUUUGGAUGAGCACGAGGUAGCGUCACAUCCUGUCUGCUCAGAUUAAGAGUGAGAACUGACGUGGCAGAGAAACAAAAACAUUACUGUCAGGUGGGCCGCUCAAGCUAGAAGCCAUAGAUUUCCAAAUAAUGUGACACUAAAAGUUAGUCAAUAUUAACUGGAAAUUGUGUGUGUGUGUGUGUGUGUGUCUGUCACAGUGUCAGAGCACAUUAAGGCCAGACAUGUUUGAGUCAUGUCACGCUGACUGACCUUGAUUUGACAAAAUAAACUGGCCACCAGAGGAAACCGUUCUUGUUAAUUAUCUGCUGAAUUAGGCUGUUAAACUUCAUCACCCAACAAACAGGGUCUACAAUAUAAAAACUUGUAAAGCAUCUUUUUUUUUUUCUGCCUCUCAAUCAAACUCCCCGUCUCCAGUUUGGCAUUUUCACUGCACUGACCCUCAUGAGCACCUUCACUUCUUUCUCAUCAACUCCUCCCAACACACCAACCAUCCAGUCAGUGUGUAAGCCCUGCCUUCGGGUCCCGUGGAGGAUGAAUGAUGUGCCCACUCUUGACUAUGAGUUGCUGCUGUCCCCGGCCAGCUCCUCUCUCCCCGGCAGUCCUGGUGGUGGCAGCAGCAGCCCCCCUUUGGUCCUGGUGGGUGUGGACGCUGAGCAGCGUACUGCCUUGGCCUUCGUCGGCCUCCUCAUGCUUUUCCUGGUCUUCCUGCUGGUCAGGUGCUUCAGGAUCCUGCUGGACCCCUACAGCCGCAUGCCUGCAUCAUCCUGGACUGACCACAAGGAGGGGCUGGAGAGGGGUCAGUUUGAUUAUGCACUGGUGUAGGGUGAUGUUUCAACAGGGUGUUGAUGUUUCAUGGUACACAGACAGGGUAGCAUACAUAGUGGAACUUAGAAUUGGACAUGGAAAGUAACGUGAAUGCUCUGUAAGGGGGAGGUUUGCCUGAUGUAACUGCAGUCUGUGUAAAUAUGAGGCUGCAGUAUCUUAUCCAACUAUAACAAGUCUGAUUCAAUACGAGCCACACCCUGCAAGGCAAGCACUCACCCAAACCCAAGUGUGUGAACAUGGAGAAAAAAAACAAAAACCCCUGAAAUAAUAAGCUGCACAGCUGCCUUAACCUGAACUAAUGUAUGAGGCUAACAUUACAACAUCACUUUAGGGCUAGGUUUUACAAAUUCCAGUGCUUUUCGAUCACAACGUAGUUUGACGCCUCAUUUGUGAUGAAGACACAGGAGUUUACACGGAAGCAGAUGCCCCUUUAACGAAUCAAGGUCCAUUACAAAGUGUCUAUAACAUAGAUUCUGUGUCAGUGCUGAUUAAGUUGCACAAAGCCUCGACGUGUUUCGACGUUAGAUAUCGAUCCCGCAGUUUACGUCUCCAAGAAAUCCCGUCCGUGUAUGUUUCGUGUUACCGUCUAUAACCAAGAAGCCAUACUGAAAAUAUAUAAUCUCUUAUUACUGCAAGUAGAAUAUUUCCUGUCCUUUGCUUUAGUUAGCCUGCCAAGUGUGGUGAUGAAGCAAACUACUUUUAGGCAAAAAAGCUUUAUUUUUCUAUUCCUGACUCAGGUUUGGGAGUCUCCUUUUUGCUAUUUUCCUCUCUCUGAAGCGAUCCUUAGACAGUAGGUUUUUGAAGUAGCCAUGCAGUCAUGAGGAAGCAAAGCAGGUAGCUUUGCUUGUUUGUGUUUUGUAAUCACGUCUUUUUCUGACCGUCUGCUUUGGUUUUUGAUACCCUUCAAUACAUCGGUGAAAUUAAAGAUCCGACAGACUCUAUGGAGGGUCCUCACUGUUCAAUGUUGGAGAUGAAAUAAAGUCAUUAUUAUUUCUCAUCACGUGUCACAUUUGUCAGCCAUGAACAAAGACAAAAAAGGAAAAACUCAGGCACACAGGACUUAAAAAUAUAACCCACAAUACUUUAUUGCCAUUUAUGUCAUUGGACAAAAGUGUACAAUUUUAUAUGAAUUGCUGUAAUCUUACAGACUGCCAGAUGGUUUGCUAAAUCUUUGGUGUUUGUCUUGCACAAAGAUGAUCAUAUUAAAAGAAAUUCCACAAUG